This is a messenger RNA of Arabis nemorensis, 855 nucleotides long. The record is from the annotation of a GenBank genome assembly. NCBI's taxonomy places the organism in Eukaryota, Viridiplantae, Streptophyta, Magnoliopsida, Brassicales, Brassicaceae.
AUGACCACCACUGGUGUGUGGUGGGACAUCAACACCUGUCCCAUUCCCGACGGCUGUGACCCUGGUCGUGUCCGUUCGCGUAUAGAAUCGGCUUUGCAGGAGUACAUUGGUCCUGGAUGUCCAGUCACCAUCUUUUGCAUCGGCAAUCUAGAAUUCAUCUCUCCUCAGAUCUUAAAAGGGAUCUCUUCCUCGGGAAUUCAUCUUAGACACUCCGUCUAUCAAGGGAUGGGAGUCUGUUAUCAUUUGGACGAAUGGGAAGAGCGCAAUCCACCCCCGGCUAAAAUAAUGCUCGUAUCCUCAGAUAGUUCCUGGUUUAAUUUCUCUUUUUAUUCUCCAGCGGAUACACUAUUCUUCGCGCACUUCCAGAUCCUCUGUCUUUCCCAACACGCACGUCUACUCACGCAUGGGCCUGGGAAAACUUAUUGGGAGAGAAAUCAUGCCUUGUGGAUACAAACAGCUCUAUACGUCCUAAGGAUGAACCUGCCUCGUGGUUUUGCACACUAUGCGAAAUUCCUAGCCAAAGCUGUGAUGAUUUCAUCAACCAUAUCAAGAGUACUGAUCAUUCACAAUAAAUGGCUUCAGAUCAUAUCAAACCAUUUGUUCCGUCCCAUUUACCUAACCAAAUGGAAACCGAGCUUUCAACUCGUCAGUUUCUUCAUCUGCAUCUGCAGCGCAAUGUACCUUGGAAAACGUGCAGAUGGAGUCCGUCGCCCUCGCUCUGAACCUUCGAUUCCUCUGCUCUCAACAAGCUGUUUAGGCGAUGAAAUCGAAUCCUCUGGUGUUCUGAAAAAGCUUUGGUUCUUCAAACGGGUUUCUUCUCUGUGGCCGCCAUCCGAAAGCUUACUACUUGUAUGA